Molecule: messenger RNA, 1365 nt
Organism: Prunus armeniaca (apricot)
Lineage: Eukaryota; Viridiplantae; Streptophyta; Magnoliopsida; Rosales; Rosaceae
Source: the annotation of a GenBank genome assembly
AUGUCCAUAAACCACUUUUCCUCAGACCACCCAGAAACCCAGUGGUGGCCUAACACUGGCCACCAACAACAACAAGACCCCUCCAGACCCCAUUUCCUCCCUCAAUUUUAUCAAGACACCCACCACCACAAUUACCAGGCUUGGCUCAACUCCCAAGAGCAACCCACACCCAUGUCUCCUACUCCUCCCACCCCCACCACCCUCAAUUUCAAUCUCAACCAAAACGACGCCGAAUCGGACCACGCCAACCAUUUACAGCACCAGCUCCUCCUCCAAUCCUCCCCGCCGCUCGACGACCACGACGAGGAGAACGAGCCCAUGUUCGAGAAGCCCUUAACCCCAAGCGACGUCGGGAAGCUGAACCGCCUUGUCAUCCCGAAGCAGCACGCGGAGAAAUAUUUCCCACUCGGCGGGGGCGACUCGGGGCUCCUGCUGAGUUUCGAGGACGAGUCGGGCAAGUCCUGGCGCUUCCGCUACUCCUACUGGAACAGCAGCCAGAGCUAUGUCCUCACCAAAGGGUGGAGCCGCUACGUUAAGGAGAAGCGCCUCGACGCCGGAGACGUCGUUUUGUUCGAGCGCCGACGCUCCCACACCGACCGCCUCUUCAUAGGCUGGAGGCGCCGCUCCGCUGCCGCCACUCCCUCGGCGCACGAUAGUGGGCCUGGCGCUACGCAGGUUAGCGGAGGAGCGGGCGAGAGCAGCGGCAGCGGCAGCGUGGGGGGCUGGACCAGGAUGUUCUAUUCUGCGCCGCAUCAUAAUAAUAAUGAUGGUGGUUCGUCUUAUCCUGCGCACCAGUAUCAUAAUCAUAGUGUGGCGCCAUACCCACCUGACUGUCUUCAUGCAGCAGGGUCCGGUGUCCAGAGCAUGAGUCAAACGACGUCGUCGGUUGGGAGCUCGAAGAUACUGAGGCUGUUUGGGGUGAACUUGGAGUGCCAGCAGCAGGCUGACCACGAGUCCGAGCCAUCCACACCCGAUGGCUCGUCGUCUUUGUCCAUGUCAUCGAGCCAGGGUCCAACCCCACACCACCACUUGUACCCCCGAGCUGCUUAUGACUAUGGUGCAGACCAGAGGUUUCUCCCGAGAUGGGAACUCCAUGAGAAAUCGCCGAGGAUAAAAAUCUGGGAGAAGGGGAACCAAAAGGAAGGUGGAGUGGUGGUGGGGAAGGACAACAGAAGGGAUAGACACUCUGCUUCUCCUUCUGCUGCAGUUAAAAGGGAAAAUGAUGGGUGGGGUCCACCGGGGGGUGGAAAAAAGAGUGAUGGUGGUGGUGGUGGAGGUGGAGGUGAUUGGUGGAUGGAUGGAUGGAUGGAUGGAUGGAUUGUUGGGUGGGUGGAGAUAGUGAGUGGGUGCGUGGACUUAGAAUAG